Messenger RNA from Drosophila hydei, 1471 nucleotides. RefSeq lists its product as uncharacterized. The coding region runs from base 84 to 1340 and encodes 418 amino acids. The record is from RefSeq and is a predicted model, not a curated record. Lineage: Eukaryota; Metazoa; Arthropoda; Insecta; Diptera; Drosophilidae. The transcript has a single exon.
UAAUAGUUUUAUUUUUUGAUGGAACGGCUGUUAAGUAUUUCUUCCAAAAUUAUUUGUUAAAAUCCGUUUCAAAGACGUUCAAUAUGGCAAAGCAGCAGUUGAUGGUCGCAAACACCGAUUCGGAUGCAAAGCGGACAUGUUGCUGCGAUUGCAAGCAAAAACUCGAUCCCUAUCAACUGUUCGACGACAAUGUCGAGGACGUGGCUAAAUGUCUUGCUCAGAUUAUGGUUAUAUGUGGCAUUAAUACGACCAAGGCCUGCAAUGCCAAAUCGAUCAUAAAGCGCGCAUUUGUCUAUCAUGAAAAGCUGAGAAACCACUGCCCGCCCAGUCCUAGAGUUGGCACCCAUUUGCACCGAGACGAUUUGCUACAGGCGCUGCGAAUCAAGUGCGAAAUGGCGAGUGUGGAGGCAAUGUUGACGUACGCGAUCAUUAAGCGUGCCUUCAAGGCAUUCUUUCACGGCAAGCCGGACAGGACGAUCAGCAACCCUAUACAAGAAGCCGCGGCAAUACAUACUCAGAAAUCGGCUUGGUUGCAUGCAGCAUAUAAAACGGCGAGGAUCUUUGACAACUAUAGGUCGGCAUUUUUUUGGGCCCACAAGGCGUAUGAGAAACAGAUAUCCAUUGUCUAUCGAUCGCUGUACGAUCGGAUGAGUGCACGUGCUAAUCCCUUGACUGUGCCUACUUGCACCUGUCGCAAUUGUGGCAAUAUGGAGGUGCCAGGAUAUCCGAAGCCAGAUUCGAAGAAGCACGAGAAGUUCAAGUUGGCCGAAUGUAACGAGUUGCCAUUGGCCUGCAUUCUGUGCGGCCUGCCGGUGCCCAAGAUUCAGACUGACAUCAAGGUGAAGCCACCACGGCCCAUUACCAAUCACGAAUUGAAGAUGCCGCGCUGCACGAAGUGCAAUUCGCCGAUGCUUAUCUGUGAGUGCAACAUUGAUCAGCUGACUGGCGAGCUGUAUGGCGAGUGCGGCCAGGACUCGUAUAAGGUGAAAUGGUAUCGCGUGGAGGAAGAUAAAGAUACCUCGUCCGGCUUUAAAGAUGCCCAGGAGCCGGAAACUGAUUGGGAGAAUCAUCAUUGUCCGAUCGAUUGUCGGCAUAGCGUAUGUAGUGAAACAUCGGACGUGUGCCAUGAGGAUGAAACCAAUAGCUUCUCAGCUGACGACAGUAGCUCCUCAUUUACCACCUGCUCUGAGGGCGCCUCCGAGGAUCCUGUCGAGAAGCUCGAACAGUAUCUCAAUCAGUUGUGGAACGAAGAAAUCGCAGCCAAAAAGAAUCCCGAGGCACAUAAAGCACACAGUGUGUUCUCACCCCGUUCGACAUGCCAGUCAUGUCAACGGAACUGAGUCUUCCCUUUGCCCUCUAUAUCCUUCACCACGUGGGAAUAAGACAACUAACCUGUGGUCUAUAGCCAACAAUCAUGACGUAUUGUAUAUUUAUAUCGUCACAGCGUUCUAACUGAUAUAUAUUACGAGUU